AUGGCAACUCCAACAAAGGAAACCACAAGUUAUACACCAGAAGAUAUAGAAGCUGCGUACAUAUUACUACAACUUAGCCGAGAUUAUCGAGAACAGGCACAAGAAGAAGAAGAAGAAGACGCUAUAAAAGAUGAGGUUCCUUCGAUUCCAAUAGUACAACAAGUAAGUCAAACUACUCGAAAACUGUGUACGAAUAGAAAAACUCUUGAAAAAAAGCAAAAGACGACGAUCAAUAAAAAGUCGAAGAAGAUUAAAAAAAAAUAUACGAGUAGAAAAUUUGUGGAGAAAGACGAUUCCGAAGAAACCAGGAAUAGACUCAUGGCAUGGAACCAAACUGAGCUCGACCCGGGAGAGAUAUUCCGCGUUGCUGACGUGGCGGAAUGGUUAGGCAAACCGAUAAAGAAGCAGAUGAGUGAGAGCGACGUGAAGGUCGGUCAAAACAGGCUCAUGUUAGGGAAGGAGAAAGUGAAGAAGUGGCUGUUUCCUCGUCUGAAAAAGACUGAGAUUCCGAGCGGGACGAGAUGGCUUGAUGUUUCGGUGUACGGACCAGACGGGAAUGCUCGAGAGAUGAAGUUCAAGAUGUGGAGUGUGGACACGCCUGUCUUGUCUUCGGGAUGGAGGGAAUUCUUUACGGAUUAUGGUUUCCAGAUGCAUUGCGAUAUUCUCACCAUUAGGAUGUUUAGGCACUUGAUAACUCGCAAGAUUUGCUUCGCUAUUCACAAGACUAGGUUUCCUUCUAUAACGAAACCUCUGAGUGAUAGGAUCGUCAAGGAUGUCUUCCCGAAUCCAACUUAG
Eutrema salsugineum is the source of this 795-nucleotide messenger RNA. RefSeq names its product putative B3 domain-containing protein At4g03170. Gene Ontology annotation, molecular function: DNA binding. The transcript has a single exon. The coding region runs from base 1 to 795 and encodes 264 amino acids. The record is from RefSeq and is a predicted model, not a curated record. Lineage: Eukaryota; Viridiplantae; Streptophyta; Magnoliopsida; Brassicales; Brassicaceae.